CAGUCCUCGCUCGCGACUCGUCCGGAGAAGACGAAUUACCAACUUGCAACCGGAAUAAAGAAAACCAGACACGUCGUGCUUGAAACACAAAGACCGCGAUUGAUCUGUUGAUAUCCAUACUGCUGCUCGGCUAAGUCUAUUUUAGUGUUGUAUUUUUAGAUAAUCCGUCACGUCACACCAAACGAGCACAAUGUCUUCCCGCAAAACGGCCGGCCGUCGUGGAACGACGAAGAAGCGUGCCCAGCGCGCCACCUCGAACGUGUUCGCCAUGUUCGACCAGGCCCAGAUUGCCGAAUUCAAGGAGGCCUUCAACAUGAUCGACCAAAACCGGGACGGUUUCAUCGAGAAGGAAGACCUGCACGAUAUGCUGGCCUCGCUCGGCAAGAACCCGACCGAGGAUUACCUGGACGGCAUGAUGAACGAAGCGCCCGGGCCGAUCAACUUUACCAUGUUUCUGACACUGUUCGGCGAGCGGCUGCAGGGCACCGAUCCGGAGGAUGUCAUCAAGAACGCCUUCGGUUGCUUCGACGAGGAGAACACGGGCAUGCUGAACGAGGAACGGCUGCGGGAGCUGUUGACCACGAUGGGCGACCGGUUCACCGACGAGGAUGUGGACGAGAUGUUCCGCGAGGCUCCGAUCAAGCAUACCAUGUUCGACUACAUCGAGUUCACCAGAAUCCUGAAGCACGGAGCCAAGGACAAGGACGAACAGUAAUUGAUCCUCAUUUGAUUCUCUUUUUUUUUUUCUUCUGGAUUCGGGCUUUGGUUCCGUAUAUAUGUGUUUAUUUGUUUAGUUUUUAGUUAUCUACCUACCUACCUAUCUUUCCAUUUUCUAAAUGUCUGAACGUCGCAAUCUUUCCAUUUUUCGUUUUUCCUAAUUGGAGUUCCAACUAUUGUCAGUAUUCUUCAUCGAAAAUAAUUUUUCUAGCAUUUAUGCUUCCGUUUCGACCCUUGCAAAUUGUGAGCAACCGAGUUUAGCACGAAUUGAGUACUCUCAGAAUAUUACUUAUCUUCUAUUGAAAACCGCAAGAAACAUUUUUGAAUAUAUUUAAUAUGUCAUAAGAAAAUGAUAA
Ochlerotatus camptorhynchus is the source of this 1073-nucleotide messenger RNA. It is a transcript of the gene sqh, whose product is annotated as Myosin regulatory light chain sqh. NCBI's taxonomy places the organism in Eukaryota, Metazoa, Arthropoda, Insecta, Diptera, Culicidae. Gene Ontology annotation, molecular function: calcium ion binding; myosin heavy chain binding. Gene Ontology annotation, cellular component: myosin II complex; cytoplasm. The coding region runs from base 191 to 715 and encodes 174 amino acids. The record is from RefSeq and is a predicted model, not a curated record. The transcript has 2 exons. Gene Ontology annotation, biological process: locomotion; post-embryonic development.